Messenger RNA from Entrophospora candida, 834 nucleotides. Lineage: Eukaryota; Fungi; Glomeromycota; Glomeromycetes; Entrophosporales; Entrophosporaceae. The record is from the annotation of a GenBank genome assembly.
AUGCAAAGUCGAACAAUAUUAUUAAUUGGUAGAACAGGAAGCGGAAAAUCCACCGUAGCGAACGUAAUAAGCGGCACAAAAGAAUUUAAAGAAAGUUCGGGUUCUACCAGUGAAACUAGAGAUGCCAAUGUUCGAGAAUUUUUAAUUGAUGGGAUGUCGUUUAGACUCAUCGAUACAGUUGGUCUUGGUGACACAGAAUUAACCCAACAAGAAGUCCUUUAUAAACUGGCAGAAGCUUCUCAUUCCAUCAAAAAUGGGUUAAGUCAAAUACUAUUUGUUACAAGUGGUAGAUUUACCAAAGAAGAAGUGGAUGCUUAUGAUUUAUUAAGAACCAUUAUUUUUGACAAUAAUGUUGUCAAAUAUACUACCAUUGUACGAACCAAUUUUCCUGAAUUUGAAGAUGCCGAUGAGUGUGAAAAUGAUAAACGGCAAAUGAUCAAUAAAAACAAAGAUCUUUCAGCAGUAAUCAAAGCAUGUAAAAAGGUUAUACAUAUAGAUAAUCCACCAUUAGUUGGUCGUGCUAAAGAAACCAACAAACUAAUCAGAGAUGAGUCAAGAACAAGAAUUCUAUUGCAUUUAAAUGCUUGUAAAGAAGUUUACAGACCAGAAAAUUUAGACCAGUUAAAUGAAAGAAUUGGAAGUUAUAUGACUGAAAAAGAAAUAUUAGAAAAACUUGUAGCAGAUAGAAAAUUUCGAGAAGCAAUGGAACAACAAAGAAGGGCAGCGGAAGAACAAAAAAGAGCAGCAGAAGCAGAAAUAAAAAGAUUAAAGGAUAAAGCCUCUCGAGAAAUAAUAUGUGUUCUGCCGAAUAAUCCCAUCUGUAAUAUAUUAUAA